AUGUUUCUUAUAUUAUUUGCACAAGCAUUUUCCGAAAUUCAAGUGAUCAGUGGAUGCACAGAAGAGAAUACGUUUUCCAAUGAUGGUUUUUUAUAUUCAAGGACUUAUACUGUAAAUGCAAAUGAAGUAAGAUGUGCUAAAGGUUCCUAUUUUAUUAAAGCAAAUCAAGAUUUUAUUGUUACAUAUAAAUUUAUUGAUGAAAAUCUCGGCAUAGAAACAUCAGAAGAAACAAUUGAGAACUCUUACCUCAUUGUGUCGAGUACAAAAUGGCCAUAUUUCAAGAUAGCAGCAAAAGAUUCAAGUCAACAACUCAAAGUUACAUUAACUUAUGUUACUGGCUCAACAUCAGAUGGAAAUAAUUAUACUUGGGGAAUUUUCUCGACAUUUAAUUCAUUUGUCAGGGUAUUCCAUAUUGGACCGACACAGUGUAUUAAUUUUUACUCAGUUAAUCAGAAUCUUACUUAUUACACAGUGAUUUUUGGUGAUUCUAGAGGGGAAACUAGAGGAUCUGGAGGUCCAUCUACUAGAAGUGGAACAAUUUAUCAUUACGAAUUGAUGAAUAAUUUCCAAGAUACUAAUAUUAUUUUCAAAUGUGAAAUUGACCCUGUUUACCAACCAGAUGUUGAUAAAGAACUGCUAUACGAUGAAAAAAUUACUUACAUUCUGCCAAAUAAUGGUGUGUUUAUGCUUGAUGAUUUAAUUCAAUACACAAACCAAAACAAAGAAAGAGUUUUUAUAGACUUGCCAAGUGAAUUUGCAGUUUGCAAAGAAUUUUUUGCUCCUUCAAGCUUACAUCCUAAAAGUCAAUUUUUAGAUGUCAAAGAAGGAGGCGGUAAUUGUACAGCUGGCAAUUUUAUAUAUAAAAGCUUUGAUUCAUUUACAGUCUCUGUAUUUAAUCACUCAGCUAAUAAUGAUUUCAAGACAUAUGACAAUCCCUUUAGUGUGGUAAGUGGAGAUAUUUAUAAUGUAAUUAAAUGUUCUUCUCCUUAUAAAUGUUCAAUUCAAAUAAUUCCAAUUCCUGAACCUAUUUAUGGAAAUAAUCAUGUUAAUCGAACAUUUUUCACAACAAUGUCUGAUCUCACAUUUAAGCAAAAAAUUAUCACAAUGAACGAUAAAAAUGACUCUUUCAUAUUUAUUGCACACAAUACUUCCGACAUUGUUUUAAAUGUAAAAGGGAAAAAUUUUCGAACUAAUAUUUACAAGAAAAACGGUGCUUUCACUACAGAUCCAUCCGCCAAUAAUGAUCAAACAAUACUUGUAAUUCCUUAUAUACUUGACAAUAGCAAAGAUCAAGAGAUAACAUUAACAAUAACGAUUAAAAAAGCUACAUCUAACUACAAUUUAGACAAAACUUAUUUUCGAGAUAGUGUAUUCUAUGAGAUUGCAGGUGGUGUGCAAUCAGAAGAUGAAUUAAAAAGAAACAAACCUGAAAUAGAUAGUGGCGGUCUAUCAGGUGGUGCAAUCGCAGGAAUAGUAAUUGCUAUUAUUCUGGUUGUUGCAAUUGUAUCCGUUCUAGUAUGGUUUUUCAUCUUUAGAAAGAAAUCAGAAAAGAAUGGCACAGAAGCAGGGGAUAACAUCUAA
Messenger RNA from Trichomonas vaginalis G3, 1581 nucleotides. Its product is annotated as glycoprotein 38 family. The transcript has a single exon. Bases 1 to 1581 code for a protein of 526 amino acids. The record is from RefSeq and is a predicted model, not a curated record. Lineage: Eukaryota; Parabasalia; Trichomonadida; Trichomonadidae.